Messenger RNA from Neolamprologus brichardi, 778 nucleotides. It is a transcript of the gene higd1a, whose product is annotated as HIG1 hypoxia inducible domain family, member 1A. Gene Ontology annotation, cellular component: mitochondrion. NCBI's taxonomy places the organism in Eukaryota, Metazoa, Chordata, Actinopteri, Cichliformes, Cichlidae. The record is from RefSeq and is a predicted model, not a curated record. Gene Ontology annotation, biological process: mitochondrial respirasome assembly.
AUGCGUACUAGGGAACUGUUAUGUAGCACGCAAAACUGUAUCACGUAGAUGCCGGCUUAUUACUUCCUCCAUAACUACAGGCUGCUGCUCGGAGGAGACGUAGAUCUCCGCGGAUAAUUCUUUCACUGGUGCUUCCAGCUAACGACACCUUAAAGCAGGCGAGAUGUCUUCUUAUGAGGAGAGUGAGUCCAAAUUCUGGCGAAAGGCAAAGGAGAAUCCAUUUGUCCCAGUCGGGAUGGCUGGAUUUGUUGCUAUUGUUGGCUACAGGCUGAUGAAAAUGAAAAGUCGUGGAGAUACAAAAAUGUCGGUGCACCUGAUUCACAUGCGUGUAGCUGCCCAAGGCUUUGUGGUGGGAGCAAUGACUGUUGGUGUCCUGUUCUCCAUGUACAGAGAGUACUUUGCAAAGCCUAUUGAACAAGAACAGAAAGCAACCCAACCCAAGUGAACAUGGCCUCUUGGACUCAUAUUUUAUGUCCCUUAGUAUUGCCUCAUAUUAAGGUGUGCACAAGAUUUGUUUCACAGAUGUCCUGACUUUUAUAUGCACAUGUCUGCUGUAAAUAGUUGAAACUAUUUGAUGACACUGUGCAUAGUAGGAGUUGUACUGAUCCCAUCAGAUUUUUCUUGGUGUUAUUAUCCCUGAUAGUUUGGGGGCAUUACUGAAAGUUUAUCUGCUCUUGCUGUGAGUGAAAUAUCUACAAAAUAUCAAAAUGAAAAUGUAUAAACUUUGCUGAACGUGUGUGUUACUAAGUUGGGCCUGGAUUAAAAAUUAACCACCAAA